Clarias gariepinus (North African catfish) is the source of this 2098-nucleotide messenger RNA. RefSeq names its product synaptosomal-associated protein 23-like. The record is from RefSeq and is a predicted model, not a curated record. Lineage: Eukaryota; Metazoa; Chordata; Actinopteri; Siluriformes; Clariidae. Gene Ontology annotation, biological process: exocytosis; synaptic vesicle priming; synaptic vesicle fusion to presynaptic active zone membrane. Gene Ontology annotation, cellular component: plasma membrane; SNARE complex. Gene Ontology annotation, molecular function: SNAP receptor activity; syntaxin binding. The transcript is spliced from 8 exons. The coding region runs from base 217 to 912 and encodes 231 amino acids.
UAACAAUAAUCGCGACAAUAACGAUAAAGUCGGUAAUAUUGGGCUGCGCGCUGAAAGUGAAGAGGAACUAAAGUUCGCUGAAGUUAGCCGAGUGCGUUAGCAUUGCAAGCUAACUCUGACUAGCACCAACUGGGAGUGCACGAGCCGAGUGCUUUAGUUUGCCUGUGUGAAAACAAACUUGUUUUUAUAGAAAGAGUGAAGAGACGGUGAGACACUAUGAGCAAGGAACCUCAGAGUAUAGAGCUUGGUGUGAAGAAACCAGCCAGUUUCGAGGGCAGCAAGAUGGCCGACAUGUCGGUGGAGGAGAUGACCAUGAGGGCGAAUCAAGUGACUGAUGAGUCUCUUGAGAGCACCAGACGGAUGCUGCAACUGGCCGAGGAGACCAGAGAGACGGGAGGGAAAACCAUGGUCAUGUUGGAUCAGCAGGGAGAACAACUGCGGCGUGUGGAUCAGGGCAUGGACCAGAUCAAUCAGGACAUGAGAGCGGCUGAGAAGAACCUGACCGACCUGUCGAAGUGCUGUGGCCUGUGUGUCUGUCCCUGUGAUAGAGUGAGCUCUAUUGAGAAUGACAGCCGGUACAAGCGCACCUGGGCCUCUGGAAGUGAUAAUGCCAGCGCAGAGGGAGGCGACGGAGGCGUGGUCUCCAACCAACCAAGCAGCCAGCGCAACGGCCAGACAACAGCAGCUUCCGGGCCCUAUAUAAAGAGAGUAACAAAUGAUGCACGUGAAGACGAGAUGGAGGAGAACUUGGAUCAGGUCGGCAGCAUCAUUGGAAAUUUAAAGAACUUGGCCAUGGACAUGGGUAAUGAGAUCGACAAACAGAACAAGGUUAUUGACCGCAUCAACGAUAAGGCGGACAUGAAUAAAGCUCGCAUUGAUGAAGCCAACCAGAGAGCUAACAAGCUCCUGUAGAGAAGCGAUUUCAACGGAUGUGAACAAGCAGCUUCUCUUUCUUCAUCUCUCUAUUUCUCUCUCUUCCCUUAUCGUGAACGCAUACAAGCACCUAUUCAUUUGAAAGGCAAAGCUUUAGAAGUGUUCUUCAGUGCCACCUGUGCCUUUGUCAUUGUUUGAUGCUAUUUUGUAAAUAAAACUACACACACACACACACACACACACACACACACACACACACACACAAGACUCACACACACUGCCUCAAUCAGGUCUUUAUCACUAGAUGUGAGAGAGAUGAUGCUGGACACAGCGUGUAAUGCAAUAUGCUCUGGUCAUCGCUGUCCUGACUUUCUGUAAUAUUCUCAGCGGGAGGUGCUGUUUAAGCGGAACGCGCUCUCCUUUACUGCGUAAGCGUUUAUUACUUUUUGGACCAGAGACCCGAGUUUGGUGUUUCCACACUUCUGUGUGUAUUUGCUUCAUGUAGGUGGUAAUCUGAAUUUAGACGAACCCAGUCGUACUUAGGGUCAUUAUAUAAUUGUUUACUUGUUUUAUCCAUCUGUUUGUUCUUGAUUGUAUCUGUAUUUAAUUAUAAAAUGGCAGUGAACUUUAAAAAAAAAAAAAAAAAUGAAUGAAGUCGUGUGUUAAUGUCCCACUGGCACACCAUGUUCUUGUUAAAAAAAGACUUGAGUGUUAAAAGAAAAAACAAAAAAAAAGUUUGCACACACAUACACACACUAGGCAUACAAAAAGAAAAAUCUAUAGUUAUGUCACCAUAUAUUAUUGCACAUAUCGUCAUUUUAAUAAAGCAACAAUUGUGCCUUUAGAUUUAAAUAGUUUGUCCUUGUUUUAAACUUAUUGAUUUAGACCAGCAGGGGGCAAUGUUGGUCCUGUCUGGAGCUUUGACAUUGUAAAGCUAUAGCUUCUUUUUGAUUUUAAUUUUUUCCCAACUUAUUAUUAAAUUACAUUUCCAUAUCACCUUGGACAUAUUAACCUGGUUUAUUCAAAAAGAAAAAAAGGAUUUAGAAAGGAAAUGCCAAUUCUUUCUCCUUAUUCAUACCUACUUGUUAUCCAUGAUUGUACUUUGUAUAUAGUUUUAAACCUAAAUGUUAUUCCGUUACACUUGUUCUGCAAAACUCUGUCACUUUCUCAACUAUUAUGAAAACAGUCGCCCCUUGUUAAUUAAUAAAAUUUAAGGCAAUCUUAA